AUGGCGAAACGCAAGAAAAACAGAACGCACAAAAAGGCACGAGAAGCUGGGGCAGCAGCAGCAGCGACAGCCACGAAAUCACCAAAAUCUUUCAUCAUCAAGUCCACAAGAGCUCAUCACACUUCAUCAUCAGCCACCCGUUCCCCACAUCAUUCGACGAGUCUCAACCUCUUGGUCAAGGAUUUCAGGAAGGUCAUGGAACCCAACACCGCCUCUAAUCUCAGAGAGAGAAAGUCGAACAAGUUCAAGGAUUUUUUGGCCAUGGCCGGCCCCUUAUCAGUCACCCACAUCUUGGUCUUCUCCCAAUCAGAAAUCAGCACGGCCAAACAACUAGAAAACCAGUCCGGAGAAACGGAAUUAAUCUCGAACCUCAAUCUCAAAAUUUACAAAGUCCCUAGGGGUCCAACUCUGACCUUUAAAAUCCUACGUUUCAGCCUGAUGAUCGAUAUCCUGAACGCUGAUAAACAUCCUCGGAGUCCUGGGGCCGAAUUCAAAACCGAACCUUUGCUUAUUAUGAACAAUUUCAACCCGGACGCUAAUGCAACAUCUGAAGAUAUCAAUCGGCUCAAUCUACUAACGACGACUUUCAGGAACCUUUUCCCACAAAUCAAAGUCCACGACAUCCAACUCGUGCAGACACGCCGAGUCGUCCUGCUCUCCUACAACCCAACAACAAGGACGAUUGAUUUCCGGCAUUACUUGAUCACCGUCAAGCCAAUCGGGGUUUCGAAGGCUCUGAGGAAACUGAUGCAGGGUGUCAGUGUUCCUGGUCAACGGACUGAUGAAAAGUCAGAUAAGCGGAACAAACACCUGUUAGAUCUGGGCUCGAUCGAGGACGUUGCAGAAUAUCUACUGGGCAAGGGGAAAGGUGGGCCAGGCUCUACGGCCAGUAGCAGUGGCUUCACCGGCGACCGAUCUGAGAAUACCGAGGAUGGCAACCAAUCAGAUUACGACGGUCUGAGUAGUGAGGGCGAGGACGAAAGCGAGGGCGAAGAGGCCAACGACAGAAGGGUCGAAUUGCCGCAGAACUACCUCGGAAGAGGGAAUAUCAAAAACACCAAAAAGGCAAUCCGACUUCGGGAAAUCGGCCCAAGGAUGGAACUUGGCUUGAUCAAAAUUGAACAGGGUCUAGGUGGUGGAGAUGUAUUGUAUCACGAACUGACAGAUGUUGAAGCAGCAGGCCUAGAAGGACAUCCUAAUCAAGAUCAAGGUGAUGACGCAGGUGAGGAUGAUGAUGACGAAAAAGAAGAGCCGGAGGAAAAUGCAAGCGAGAUCGACGAGGAAGCGGAGCUAUCGGAUAUCUUUAGUGAACUGGCUUAUUCGGAGGCGGAGGAGGACCAGGAUGGACAAUCGUCAGACUCAUCAAUCGAUCAAUCGGACCAUUCUGAGGCCGAAUCCGAACACCAAAAGAAAACUCCUCAAGCAAAAAAGAACCGAAAGAAGGUCAAAUUUAGCCAAUCCUGUUAA
Molecule: messenger RNA, 1467 nt
Organism: Puccinia triticina
Lineage: Eukaryota; Fungi; Basidiomycota; Pucciniomycetes; Pucciniales; Pucciniaceae
Exons: 4
Coding region: 1-1467 (488 amino acids)
Biological process (GO): ribosomal large subunit assembly; rRNA processing
Cellular component (GO): preribosome, large subunit precursor
Molecular function (GO): rRNA binding
Source: RefSeq, a predicted model, not a curated record